Molecule: messenger RNA, 1264 nt
Organism: Halichondria panicea
Lineage: Eukaryota; Metazoa; Porifera; Demospongiae; Suberitida; Halichondriidae
Product: WD repeat-containing protein 55-like
Exons: 8
Coding region: 140-1210 (356 amino acids)
Molecular function (GO): protein binding
Source: RefSeq, a predicted model, not a curated record
ACACCAAGGCGGGGUGCGCUGGCCUAUUUAAAGCACACCACAGACAGAUGCUGCACUGCACCAGCAGUACAGAGCCUUUACAUCCAUAUUUGAGCCUUGUAUAGGUCUGUGGUUGGAUUUAUGGUCAAGUUGCAUAGCAAUGGACGACUCUCCCUAUACAAUAAAAUUUGACACUGGUACUGGACCGGAAAAAGAAAUACUCUUCACCGUUGACUCACAUCCAUCCACCAACAUUAUCUCUACUGGUGACGUCACUGGACAAAUCAAUCUGUACUCCUAUACCUCAAAUCAACCAUGUAAGCUGCUGCACUCCUUCAAUCAUCUUGAGAGCAAGAGUUCUUGCCGUGAACUUAAAUUCUCAUCCAAAGGAAAUAGACUUUUCUGUGGAACUCAAGGUAAGGAAAUAAUCUCCAUUGAUGUAGAGACAGGGCAGCUACUGAGAUCUAUUGGAAAAGCACACAGCGCCUCAGUUUAUUCGAUGCUGACAGUAUCUGAAGGUGUGCUUGUUUCUGGAGACGAAAGUGGAGAAAUAAAGAUUUGGGACACUCGGUCGUGGAAGGCACCCUUCUGUUUCAAUGAGAGUCAUGACUUUAUUUCGAGCAUGGCUGUUGAUGAUACAAGGAGGACACUGCUUGCUGCGAGUGGUGAUGGAACUUUGUGUGCAUUUGACCUCAGGCAGAGACUGUUAGACCAGCGCUCAGAUUGUAAUGAGAGUGAGCUGCUUUCACUGGCCAUAGUAAAGGGUGGAAAGAAGGUUGUGUGUGGAGACGGAGAAGGCACUCUCAUGAUAUAUAACUGGGGCCUGUGGGGAGACAUCACUGACAGAUUUCCAUGCCACCCUCAGUCCAUAGACUGUAUGCUUGCUCUCAAUGACUCAGUAGUUUGUACUGGUUGCAUGGACGGCAUGAUCAGGUCUGUACAGAUCCUCCCUAACCAGACGUUGGGUAUAAUUGGAAAACAAUCACCAACUGCAUUAUCAAUAGAUGCAAUGUGUCUGACACAUGACCGUGAAUUCCUUGCCACGAGUUCACAAGACUGUCUCAAGUUCUGGCCAGUAGGAGCUAUUCCUACCCUUCCUUCAGACGGACCAUCCGGUAAGAGGAAAACAAAAGCAGAGGUUGCAGAUCGAGACGACACAUAUUUAAGAAAAAAGAGAAAGAAACAAAGGAAAGAGGACAAUAGUGAUGUUAAUUUUUUUGCUGAUCUUUGAUCAAUUAAUAUCAUAUACACGCUAUAAAACGUAUUGGAGUAUUGGACAAUUCAC